This is a messenger RNA of Trichechus manatus latirostris (Florida manatee), 3402 nucleotides long. RefSeq names its product EF-hand domain containing 1 (gene EFHC1). Gene Ontology annotation, biological process: cilium-dependent cell motility; mitotic cytokinesis; mitotic spindle organization. NCBI's taxonomy places the organism in Eukaryota, Metazoa, Chordata, Mammalia, Sirenia, Trichechidae. The record is from RefSeq and is a predicted model, not a curated record. Gene Ontology annotation, cellular component: mitotic spindle; axoneme. The coding region runs from base 604 to 2301 and encodes 565 amino acids. Gene Ontology annotation, molecular function: alpha-tubulin binding; calcium ion binding. The transcript is spliced from 10 exons.
AAAAUUAACAGUAAAGCACAGAUUUCCCAGAGUACUCUGAGGAAAAAAUUGCUCAAAUGCCUCAACCCUUAGUCACAGACAGCUGGACUGAAGAUUGAAAGAGGCUUUCUUUAGUCAGGAAGCCGAUUACAGAAAGUAAAUAUAAGAAAUUCCAUGUAGACUUCAGUGGAAUAUUUUCCAAAUACAGUUAAAGAAAAGUUGGGUGAGUUCUGAAUUCUUGAGUUUGUAUUGCUCUCUGUGUACCUGCUCUGCGUUUUUCGCUUCUUAAAAGUACUAUAUUCUGUAAUGAUGACAAAUCCUUAAUCACUAUGAAAUAUAAAGUAUCAUCAUGGAAAAAAGAAAAAAGACUCUAUUGUCAGUUUUCUCCAGACUGUCUCCAUAAGUUUUGUUUUUCAGGCAACAUUUCAGGUUUGUCAUAACAUAACCAAGAGGUGAUAUAACAUUUUUGUUUAUUUGUUUCUCAUUUACCCUUAAGUUUGGUAAUGUAAGUUGUCUUAUUUCCAUCUGCUGACAUUUGCACAUCAUCCUUGCUUUCCCUUGACAGUAAGCCUCCUCUUUUCUCUGAGAUGAAGUAGUUCUAACCCUAGACAUGCAGCAGAAUCAAUGGUGGGACUUUUAAGAAACUCAGAUGUCGCCUCAACUCUCAUCAAUUCUAAUUUCCAGGUGCUGAAAUUUGAUGCCUAUUUCCAAGAAGAUGUCCCUAUGUCAACUGAGGAACAUUAUAGGAUCCGUCAAGUGAGCAUUUACUAUUAUCUAGAAGAUGACAGCAUGUCUGUUGUAGAGCCUGUCGUGGAAAAUUCCGGGAUCCCUCAAGGCAAGUUAAUCAAACGCCAGCGGCUAACCAAGAAUGACCGAGGAGACCAUUACCAUUGGAAAGAUCUAAAUCGGGGAAUAAACAUCACAAUUUAUGGCAAAACCUUCCACGUUGUCGACUGUGACCGAUUCACACAGGCAUUUUUGGAGAGUCAAGGCAUUGAAUUAAAUCCACCAGAGAAAAUGGCUCUUGAUCCUUACACUGAGCUCCGGAAACAGCCUCUUCGUAAGUAUGUCACCCCAUCCGACUUUGAUCAACUCAAGCAGUUUCGCACCUUUGACAAACAAGUUCUUCGAUUUUAUGCAAUCUGGGAUGAUACAGACAGCAUGUUUGGUGAAUGUCGGACUUACAUCAUUCAUUACUAUCUUAUGGAUGAUACGGUGGAAAUUCGAGAGGUCCAUGAACGGAAUGAUGGACGAGAUCCUUUCCCACUCCUGAUGAACCGCCAGCACAUGCCCAAGGUUUUGGUGGAAAAUGCAAAGAACUUCCCUCAGUGUGUGUUGGAAAUCUCUGAUCAAGAAGUGUUGGAAUGGUAUACUGCCAAGGACUUUAUUGUUGGGAAACCACUCACUAUCCUUGGGAGAACGUUCUUCAUUUAUGAUUGUGAUCCGUUUACUCGACAGUAUUACAGAGAAAAGUUUGGAAUCACUGACUUACCACGUAUUGAUGUGAGCAAGAAGGAACCACCUCCCGUAAAACAGGAAUUGCCUCCCUAUAAUGGUUAUGGACAAGUGGAAGAUUCUGCUCAGAAUUGCUUUGCUCUGAUUCCAAAAGCUCCAAAAAAAGAUGUUGUUAAAAUGCUGGUGAAUGAUAACAAGGUGCUUCGUUAUUUGGCUGCACUGGAAUCCCCCAUCCAAGAAGACAAAGACCGCCGAUUCGUCUUCUCUUACUUUUUAGCCACUGAUAUGAUCAGUAUCUUUGAGCCUCCAGUUCGAAAUUCUGGCAUCAUUGGGGGCAAAUACCUUGGCAGAACUAGAGUUGUUAAGCCAAACUCCUUCGUGGACAACCCUGUCUACUAUGGUCCUGGUGACUUCUUCAUUGGUGCUGUGAUUGAUGUGUUUGGCCACCGGUUUGUCAUCCUCGAUGUAGACGAGUAUGUUUUGAAAUACAUGGAGAGCAAUGCUGCCGAGUAUUCACCAGAAGCACUAUCAUCAAUUCAGAACCAUGUUCGAAAGCAAGAGGCUCCUGCACCAGAAUUGGAAAACAAGCAAACUGAAGAGGAUCCAGGCACAAAGGAACUGGAAGCAUUAAUAGACACAAUCCAGAAGCAACUGAAAGACUAUUCAUGUAAAGACAACAUUCGUGAGGCAUUUCAAGUUUAUGACAAGGAAGCUUCAGGAUAUGUGGACAGAGAGAAGUUCUUUAAAAUCUGUGAAUCUUUUAACAUCCCAAUUGAUGACUCCUUGGUUGAAGAGUUAAUCAGGAUAUGCUCUCACGAAGAAGGCAAGAUUAACUACUAUAAUUUUGUUCGUGCUUUCUCAAACUGAACUGGCUGAUGGGAGAAUGAAAUACGAAUAUUUGAAGUUGGACCUACACUUCGAAACCUACUUUGUGCUCUUUAUAGGGUCAUUUACAGAGCUCCUGAAGUUAACAUUUCUCCUUUUGGUUCUUAUAUUUCACCACUACUGAAGGCUAAAUAAAAUGGAUCUUAUAGAAUCUCAGAAUGGUGCCUUCUUUAGGGAGGGGCACAGUAGGGAUGGUGAAUGAUUCAGAGCAGCAGGAAUGAUAAAACUUGCUACAAGCAUUUUAGGGGCUGGAAAAAAGCGGACAGUACUGGCUGUUGCUGCUAGCCAAUUGCUACCCACCCAGCCCCAGUACUGCAGGGAAAUAUACCACAUAUUUUUCAAACUGUGGUUCUGGAUCCACUAGUAAGUAGACCUGCAUUUUAAAAAAUAGAAUAGACAGUAUCAGAGUGUGGUACACAUAGUAGGGUAUGUAUUCUUUUUCAUGAAACUUGUUUCAAUUAUUUGUGCAUUUACUGAGUCAUCAUGUAAAAUGUAUUUCUUGAUGUGGGUUGUAGCUUAAAAAAAAAAAAGGAAAAUGCUGCUUUUAGAGGGCCUGGCCUUGAGAUAGGAGGGAAGGACUAGUAGCACUUCCUGGUUAUCUAAUGAGCUCUGAGACUUUCUAGAACCAGUGCUGCUCCUUACAGGUGAAAUCAGGCACUAUCUUCAUCUUUAUAAAUGUUCUGUCACAUUCCUCCUUGCUACCCAGAAUGUAUAAAUGAGGGAGUUCUACAGGAUACAGGACUCCUGGGCCUCUCAAACUACUGGAGAAUUUCCCUCGGUUUUUCCUUUCCUAAUGAGCUAAGCCACCUAUAAUCAGCUUAUUUAAAGGGCUAGAAAUGUAUUAUGUUGACUCCCUCUUUUCUGCCCUAGGUUGGUUAUCUCCGGAAGAGCCAUGUUAUUUUUUUUGUCUCUGUAUGUGUUUUUUGUUGGUUUUUUUCUCCAGUCACUCAACUGUUUUUAAAAGUCUCAUUUUCAAGUAUUUAAAAGUCCAUUUCAGUCUAAAAUAAAUAUACUAAGCUCUAUCUGUAGAAGCAAGGAUGGUGUUUGGACAUGUUAUCAGGAGGGAUCAGUCCCUGGAGAAGG